Molecule: messenger RNA, 462 nt
Organism: Schistocerca piceifrons (Central American locust)
Lineage: Eukaryota; Metazoa; Arthropoda; Insecta; Orthoptera; Acrididae
Exons: 1
Coding region: 1-462 (153 amino acids)
Source: RefSeq, a predicted model, not a curated record
AUGGGAAAAACGCAAAUAUGGGAAAAACGCAAAUAUAGGAAAAACGCAAAUAUGGGAAAAACGCAAAGAUGGGAAAAACGCAAAUAUGGGAAAAACGCAAAUAUGGGAAAAACGCAAAUAUGGGAGAAACGCAAAUAUGGGAGAAACGCAAAUAUGGAAAAACGCAAAUAUGGGAAAAACGCAAAUAUGGGAAAAACGCAAAUAUGGGAAAAACGCAAACAUGGGAAAAACGCAAACAUGGGAAAAACGCAAACAUGGGAAAAACUCAAACAUGGGAAAAACUCAAACAUGGGAAAAACUCAAACAUGGGAAAAACGCAAACAUGGGGAAAACGCAAACAUGGGAAAAACGCAAACAUGGGAAAAACGCAAACAUGGGAAAAACGCAAACAUGAGAAAAACGCAAACAUGGGAAAAACGCAAACAUGGGAAAAACGCAAACAUGGGAAAAACGCAAAUGUAG